This is a messenger RNA of Pocillopora verrucosa, 1017 nucleotides long. The record is from RefSeq and is a predicted model, not a curated record. NCBI's taxonomy places the organism in Eukaryota, Metazoa, Cnidaria, Anthozoa, Scleractinia, Pocilloporidae.
GACUCAAAGUUUGUGGCACACUGAAAGCAUCAAUAUUAAGGUCCGUAGUCUUGAGGAAGCAUGGAAUUUUCUGCGUUUUUUAUAUUCGUAGUCUGCACUACAUCGAUGACGUACCUGACGUUUGGCAAAGAGAGAGAGCGAGCGAUGCUGUUUCCAGAUUAUUACUUCUUCGCUAAAAGACGUUUGGAAAACUAUACUAUCGAAACAAGAAAAGUAAAGAACUUAGAUGUCUGUGAGCUAAUGUGCUACCUGAACGACAACUGUGUCAGUCUUAACUUCAAAAAAGAUCCAGAGAAUACGGACCCGGUUCACCUCUGUGAACUAAAUAACGCCACGCAUCUGAAAUAUGACAUUGACUUGAUAACUGAUGCCAAGUUUUAUUAUCGUGCCUCGAUGAACGCUUGUGAUAAGAAUUCCAAGUGCCAAAAUAACGCAACUUGCCAGUCUGGAUUUACACGCAAGGGAUAUCGAUGCUUGUGUUCUCAUGGAUUCGAGGGAGAAUAUUGUGAAAAGGACAUUGACGAAUGCAGUGACGCUCGUCCUGUUGAAGUGAAGAAAUGUCAUCCUAAUGCCUCUUGCAUUAAUACUCAGGGCUCGUACAACUGCACCUGUAAUCCUAAAAACAUUGGGGAUGGUUUUCACUGUGAAGCCGACCCAUGUUAUUAUCAUCAAAGCCUGAGUGAUGCCAGUAGAAAGAGAAGUUACGUAACACCCUGGAGCCAAGAGGUGUGUGACGACCAACUCCGUGAGGGAUGGUAUCGUUUUGUGGGGGCUGCUGGAACAAAAAUGCCGACAACGCGUGUGUUAGCAUUCAGAUGUGGCACAGUCCGGUCAGGUUGGUUGGAGGGUGCUCAUCCCACAGUGGAAGAUGGUGAAGUUCAAAGGAAGGUCUGCUUUAGUGAUCGCUCUACUGGUUGCGAAGACUCUAAAAAUAUUUUUGUAAAAAAAUGUGGAUCCUAUUUCAUCUACAAACUUUACCCACCUGCUUGUUUCGCACGCUACUGCGGAACAGACUGA